Messenger RNA from Papaver somniferum (opium poppy), 552 nucleotides. RefSeq lists its product as uncharacterized. The transcript has a single exon. Lineage: Eukaryota; Viridiplantae; Streptophyta; Magnoliopsida; Ranunculales; Papaveraceae. The record is from RefSeq and is a predicted model, not a curated record. The coding region runs from base 1 to 552 and encodes 183 amino acids.
AUGAAUUCUAUCUUUGGCCCUUAUCUUAGGAAAUUUGAACUUGUUUUCUUUGAUGACAUAUUGGUUUAUAGCACCAACCUCAAAGAUCAUAUUCAACAUAUUUCUAUAGUUUUUACACUCCUCAUACAACACCAGCUCUAUGCUAAGCUCUACAAAUGCACAUUUGCUCAACCAUCUCUACAAUAUUUAGGUCACAUCAUCACUGCACAAGGAGAUUCAGCUGAUCCUGAUAAAAUUAAGUGUAUGGAAGAUUGGCCUAUUCCCACAAAUUUCAAGCAGUUGAAAGGGUUCUUGGGGCUCACUGGUUACUACAGGAAGUUUGUGAGAGGAUAUGGCACUCUCUGCAAGCCUCUUACAGACCUAUUAAAGAAGAAUGCAUUCCAUUGGUCCUUUGCAGCUCUUGCAGCUUUCAACAAAGUUGCAAUGUGCACCACACCAGUCUUGGCCCUACCUGAUUUCUCUAAACCUUUUGUAGUGGAAUCAGAUGCUUGCACACAUGGUGUUGGAGCUGUUCUGAUGCAAGAGGGUAGAGCCAUAGCUUUUUUCAGCUAG